AUGUUAAAUUUUAGUAGAAACAAAUAUAAGAGUGAUUCAUUGCUGACAAACAAGAUUUGUAAAGAUGUAUCUUUACUUACGAAUUCACAAACAGUUAAUGAACAAAUAAAUCAUUUACAAGAAACCACGGAAACAAUAGAUAACAAUAAAUCUCAUCUUCAAACAAAAUCUAUCGGAUUGGUAUUUGGUUUCUCAAUAAAAUCACCAAAAAUACCGAAACAUUUUCAUCCAUCAUUUCAAAAAGCCGUCAAAGUAACGAAAGAAAAGAAAUAUCAAGAAGCAGUAGAAUAUUGGUCAGAAUUACUAAAGAAAUAUCCGGAAAGUUAUUCUAUAAGAUGUGAACGUGGAAGCGCCAAUUUCAACAAAAGUGAAUAUGGAAAAGCAUUACAAGAUUUAAACAUGGCAAUAAAACAAAAACCAAUGAAAACAAAAGGAUAUUUUAUUAGGCUUAAAGUGUAUAAAGCUAUGAAAAGAUUCGAUGACGCGUUGUCAGAUAUAGAUUUUAUAUUAUACAUUAAUCCUAAAGAUAAAGAUGCAGAAUAUACGCGGAUCCAGAUUCUUAUUCAUUUAAAAAGGCAAGCCUCAUAUGAAGAUGCAUUAAAAAGUUUAAUGUCAGAACUACAGUCCAAUCCAAAUGAUAUAAAAUUAUUAUCUGUUCGAGGGAAUGUGUAUCGUUUACUACAUCAAUAUAACAAUGCGUUAGCUGAUUUCAAUCAUGUCUUGAAACUUUGUCCAAAAUACGUAUUUGCCUUAUUGAGUCGUUCUAAAGUUUAUAGAGUUCAAGAAUUAUUAUUUAAUGCACGCUAUGAUAUAGAUGAAGCAUUACAAUUGGACCCACAAAAUCCAAAACUUUUACGAAAUCGUGGAAAAAUUAAUUUUUUAUCAAAAUUUCAUCUAAAUGCAUGCGAAGAUCUGGAUGAAUCAUUAAAGAUUGAAGAACACCCAUCCGGAUAUAGGUAUCGAGGUAAAGCUUUAUUAGUAAUGAAGAAAUAUUCCGAGGCAAUUGCGGAUUUCAACAAAGCAUUGGAAAUGAAACCACAAAAUGAGAAAUAUAUUUGUUUUGAUCGAGGUGAAACUUUGUUUAAAUUAGGUGAAUUUAAAAAGGCAUUAUCAGAUUUGGAUAAAGCAUUAGAAUUUACACAAGAUCUUGCAAUAAUAUCACAAAUACAUCAACUCCGUGUAUCAGCUUAUGAAGAACUAGGGCAUAAACAAGAAGCUAGAUUAGCUUUGGAAAACAUAAUAAAAUUGCAACCAACUAACCUUAAAGUUAUACAUCAACAUGCAGAUUUAUGUGAAUCACUAUCAUUAUAUAUUGAUUCAUUAUCGAAUUGGAAUAGAUUAUACAAAUUAUUAGAUCCAAAAUCUAAUUUAGAAUAUGAUAAAAAAGCCAUCAAAGCAGUUCUUUUAAAUCGUGGAAGGAUUCUAACAAAACUUUGUAGAUAUGAAGAAGCUUUAUCAGAUUUUAAUCAAGGAUUAAAAUUAUUUCCACAAAAUGUUAGUUUAUUAUGUUAUAGAGCUGAAAUUUAUCAACAACUAGGUAGACAUGAAGAAGCAUUAAAUGAUUUAAAUAAUAAUAUAGAUCAACCAAAAAAUGCGUGUCAAUUUUACGUUACUCGAGCUGGAAUUUAUAUUUCUUUAGGAAAGUAUCCCGAGGCUUAUCAAGAUUUAAAAAUAUGUUUGGAACCAAAAUUUGACAUUACAUCUGAAGUUUCAUAUAAUUCAUAUACGUUGGGAUUAUGUUAUAGGGGUUCAAUUUAUCGAAUAUAUAAAAAAUAUGAUAAAGCUUUAAUUGAUCUGAAUCGAGUUAUCCAAAGAGAUCCAAAUAAUGUUUUGGCAUUGUGUGAACGAAGUGCUAUUUAUAGAGAACAAGGGCAAUUUGAUGAUGCUUGGAAUGAUAUUGAAAAAAUGUUGUUACUAGAUUGUCUGGAAAUCGAACAGUGA
Cetraspora pellucida is the source of this 1941-nucleotide messenger RNA. The record is from the annotation of a GenBank genome assembly. Lineage: Eukaryota; Fungi; Glomeromycota; Glomeromycetes; Diversisporales; Gigasporaceae.